Tilletiopsis washingtonensis is the source of this 1184-nucleotide messenger RNA. RefSeq names its product protein prenylyltransferase. Lineage: Eukaryota; Fungi; Basidiomycota; Exobasidiomycetes; Entylomatales. The coding region runs from base 1 to 1116 and encodes 371 amino acids. Gene Ontology annotation, cellular component: cytoplasm; Rab-protein geranylgeranyltransferase complex. The record is from RefSeq and is a predicted model, not a curated record. Gene Ontology annotation, biological process: protein geranylgeranylation. Gene Ontology annotation, molecular function: Rab geranylgeranyltransferase activity. The transcript has 6 exons.
AUGCACGGCGUCCGCCGCCCGCUGCGAGCGCCAAGCGCCGCACAGAAGCUCGCAAAGGCCGCCGCUGAGCAGGAGCGGCUUCGCUCCUACCUGGCCCUCGAGGAGGCCUUCUUUGCCCUGAAGAAAGGCGGCACGCACACGCACGAGGCCCUCGAGACGUGCGGCAAGCUGCUGGCGCAAAACCCAGAGCUGUACACGGCAUGGAACUUCCGGCGCAGCGUGCUCGGCGCCCUCUUUGCGGCGGGCGCGCGCGAGGAGCAGCGCGCGCUGCUGCUCGACGAGCUGCAGCUGACGCGGGCCGCGCUCACGGCACAUCCCAAGGUGUACUGGAUCUGGAACCACAGGGCCUGGUGCGUGGGCCAGCUGGCCGGCACCGAGCAGGAGGAAGGGGUGGCCGAGGGCGACGCCGGCGCGUGGGCGCAGGAGCUGCGCCUCGUCGAUGAGAUGCUGCGCCGGGACGGGCGCAACUUCCACGGCUGGAACCAUCGACGCUUCGUGCUCUCCCAGACGCCGCCCUUGGCGUCCACCUCGUCAUCGUCGUCGCCGCAGGCCUCCUUUCCGCACUCGCUCCUCGCACCAGAGCAUCUGUCGCCCGGCGCACUCGAGGCGCACCUGGCGCGCGCGGCCGCUGAGCUGGCAUACACGCUGCGCCACAUUGAGCGCGACUUCUCCAACUUCAGCGCCUGGCACCAGCGUGCUGUCGUGCUGCCGUGCUACUGGCACGGCAAGGGCUUCGGAGCAGAGGAGCGCGAGCGAGAACGGGACGUCGAGUUUGACCUCAUCAAGCAAGCGAUGUACACCGAUCCGGAGGACGAGUCCAUCUGGCGCUACCACGCCUGGCUCGUCGAGCUGGCACCUUCCGCUGCCGUGCUUGAGCGCGAGAUUGCCCUCAUCGACGAGCUGCUCGAGCUCGAGCCAGCGAGCAAGUGGUGCAUGCAGGCGCUGGCGACGUACAGCGAGCAGCUGGCAAGCCUCUUGGCCAGCGCCGAUGAAGAGCAGUCUGCAGCGGCCGCACAGCAUUCGGCACGGGCGCAAGCCCUGCUGCAGCGCCUCGCCAGUGUCGAUCCGGAUCGAGCAGCGCGGUAUCGAGAGCAGGCCGCCGUUUCCGGGCAAUGACACGCGUCUGCAACGCCGACUCGGCACACGGAGCUGUGACAUUACGCGGCCGUGGUCGACAUUCCUCG